Orycteropus afer afer is the source of this 4551-nucleotide messenger RNA. NCBI's taxonomy places the organism in Eukaryota, Metazoa, Chordata, Mammalia, Tubulidentata, Orycteropodidae. The record is from RefSeq and is a predicted model, not a curated record.
AAUCAGUGGCGGCGCAGGGACCCCGUGUCCCCGCGCGGAGUCUGCGCUCAAAACAGUUUCUGCCUCAGGCCACGAUGGUGUGCUGUUCCAAGUAGCUGCUGCCUCUGGGAGGAGGACCUCCUUGGCAGCCCAGCAGGUCUGGACAGAGCCCUACCAUCUGGGCCUCUGUUGGCAGGAACCAUGGCCGAGGCUGGGGAUGCUGCGCUGUCGGUGGCCGAGUGGCUGCAGGCGCUGCACCUAGAGCAGUACAGCGGGCUCUUCGAGCAGCAUGGACUGGUAUGGGCUGCCAGUUGCCAUGGCCUCAGCGAUGCCCGCCUGGUGGACAUGGGCGUGCUACUCCCCGGCCAUCGCCGCCGCAUCCUGGCCGGCCUGCUCCGCACACAUGCACUCCCAACCCCUGCACCUCGCCCCACCCCACGGCCUGUGCCCAUGAAACGCCACGUCUUCCGCUCAUCACCUGCACCCACCACUCUACCUGAGCCACUGUCUACUGCUAGAGAGGAUGAGGGGCUGCUUGCUGCUCCCCCCAUCCCACCUCGAAGGAGCUGCAUGCCACCUGCCUGCUUCUCAGCCCCACCCACAGCUGCCCCAGACCCUAUGCUGCCCCCACUGCCCACCAAGCGACAUUUGACAGAGCUCAGCAUGCCAGUGCCACCUGUGCCCCCUCGCACAGGGCCCCCCCGUCUACUGGUGAGCCUUCCUUCCAAGGAGGAAGAGUUACUGCUGCCAUCACUGUCAUCCACUUCCCAGCCAGAGCUUGAAGAGCCCCCAUCCACCAUUUCCUGGGGGCCUCCCCAACCCCUAUCUCUACCUCCCAGUCUCCCGGAGAUCCCCCCAAAGCCUGUACGCCUGUUCCCAGAGUUUGAUGACUCUGACUACGAUGAGAUCCCAGAGGAGGGGCCAGGGGCCCCAGCCAGCGUGAUGACUAAGAAGGAGGAGCCCCCACCAAGCCGAGUCCCACGGGCCGUGCGAGUGGCCAGUCUGCUGAGUGAGGGGGAGGAACUGUCGGGGGACGACCAAGGGGAUGAGGAUGAGGAUGACCACGCCUAUGAAGGUGUUCCCAACGGUGGAUGGCACACUGGCAGCCUGAGCUUGCCCUUGCCCAGUGACUCUGUGAUUCCUGAGCUCCUGCCAUCCCCCAUGGACGGGCUGCCUGGGGGUCCCACCCCUGUCACACUGGUCAUUAAGGCCGGCUGGCUGGACAAGAACCCACCACAGGGAUCUUAUAUCUAUCAGAAGCGAUGGGUGAGACUGGAUGCUGAAUACCUGCGAUACUUUGACAGUAACAAGGAUGUCUAUUCCAAGCGCUUUGUCCCUGUGGCCUGCAUCUCCCGCGUGGCUGCCAUCGGGGACCAGAAGUUUGAAGUGAUCACAAACAACCGGACUUUUGCCUUCCGGGCAGAGAGUGAUGCCGAGCGGAAGGAGUGGAUGCAAGCCCUGCAGCAGGCUGUGGCUGAGCAGCGUGCCCAGGCCCGGCUGUCUAGUGCCUAUCUGUUGGGAGCUCGAGGCCCAGAGCCACCCGACUGCUCUGGCAGCCUAGAGCUACGUGGCUUUAAGAAUAGGCUGUAUGUGGCUGUGGUUGGGGACAAAGUGCAGCUCUACAAGAAUCUGGAGGAAUACCACCUGGGCAUUGGCAUCACCUUCAUCGACAUGAGCGUGGGCAAUGUGAAGGAAGCAGACCGGCGCAGCUUUGACCUCACCACACCCUACCGCAUCUUCAGUUUCUCGGCCGAAUCGGAACUAGAGAAGGAGCAGUGGCUGGAGGCCAUGCAGGGAGCCAUUGCUGAGGCCCUGUCCACCUCGGAGGUGGCCGAGCGCAUCUGGGCUGCAGCCCCCAACAGGUUCUGUGCCGACUGCAGGGCUGCCCAGCCUGACUGGGCUUCCAUCAACCUCUGCCUCGUCAUCUGCAAGCGCUGUGCAGGGGAGCACCGUGGCCUGGGUGCUGGCAUCUCCAAGGUGCGGAGCCUAAAGAUGGACAGGAAGGUGUGGACAGAACCACUCAUUGAGCUCUUCUUACAGCUGGGCAAUGGUGCUGGGAACCGCUUCUGGGCAGCCAAUGUGCCCCCGAGUGAGGCCCUACAGCCCAGCAGCAGCCCUGGUGCCCGGCGGUGCCACUUGAAGGCCAAGUAUUGUGAGGGCAAGUACCGCCGCUACCACCCGCUCUUUGGCAACCAGGAGGAGCUGGACAAGGCCCUGUGUGCUGCAGUUACCACCACAGACCUGGCUGAAACUCAGGCACUCCUGGGCUGUGGGGCAGGGGUCAGCUGCUUCUCAGGCGAUCCUGAGGCCCCCACGCCCCUGGCUCUCGCCGAGCAGGCGGGGCAGACACUGCAGAUGGAAUUCCUUCGGAAUAACCGGAGCACAGAGGUACCUCGGCUAGACUCAAUGAAGCCUCUGGAGAAGCACUACUCAGUUGUCCUGCCUACUGUAAGCCACAGCGGCUUCCUCUACAAGACUGCUUCUGCUGGCAAGCCACUGCAGGAUCGCCGUGCCCGGGAAGAGUUCAGCCGACGCUGGUGUGUCCUUAGCGACGGGGUCCUGAGCUACUACGAGAAUGAGCGGGCAGUGACACCCAAUGGGGAGAUUCGGACCAAUGAGAUCGUGUGCCUGGCAGUGCCCUCUCCCAAUACUCACGGCUUUGAGUACGCCUUUGAGGUGUACACAGAAGGAGAGCGGCUGUACCUCUUUGGGCUGGAGAGUACAGAGCUGGCUCGUGAGUGGGUCAAGUGCAUUGCCAAGGCAUUUGUCCCUCCCCUGGCUGAGGAGCUGCUGGGCCGGGAUUUUGACCGGCUUGGACGCCUACCCUACAAAGCUGGCCUGAGCCUACAGCGGACCCAGGAGGGCUGGUUCUCCCUCACUGGCUCUGAGCUCCAUGCCAUCUUCCCAGAGGGGCCCUGUGAGGAGCCGCUGCAGCUGCGGAAACUUCAGGAGCUUUCCAUCCAAGGGGACAGUGACAACCAGGUGCUGGUGCUGGUGGAGCGAAGGAGGACACUGUACAUUCACGGGGAACGAAGGUUGGACUUCACGGGCUGGCUGGGGGCCAUCCAGAAAGCAGCGGCCAGUUCGGGGGACACGCUGUCGGAACAGCAGCUUGGCGACUCGGACAUCCCAGUGAUCAUUUACCGCUGUGUGGAUUACAUCACACAGUGUGGCCUAACUUCUGAGGGCAUUUACCGCAAAUGUGGGCAGACUUCGAAGACCCAGAGGCUUCUGGAAAGCCUGCGGCAGGACGCACGCUCUGUGCACCUCAAGGAGGGCGAGCAGCACGUGGAUGACGUCUCCUCAGCACUCAAGCGCUUCCUGCGGGACCUGCCAGAUGGGCUCUUUACUCGUGCCCACCGCCUAGCCUGGCUAGAAGCCUCAGAGAUCGAGGAUGAGGAGGAGAAGGUCUCUAGGUACCAAAAGCUUCUUGCACAGCUACCCCCAGUCAACCGUGCUACUGUGAAGGCCCUUAUCAGCCAUCUGUACUGUGUCCAGUGCUUCUCAGACACAAACCAGAUGAACAUACACAACCUGGCUAUUGUGUUUGGGCCCACACUCUUCCAGACAGAUGGACAGGACUACAAGGCUGGCCGUGUGGUAGAAGACCUCAUUGGCCACUAUGUGGUGGUGUUCAGUGUAGAUGAGGAGGAGCUGAGAAAGCAACGGGAGGAAAUCACUGCCAUUGUGAAGAUGCGUGUGGCUGGCGCUGCCAGUGGAACCCAGCACGCUGGUGACUUCAUCUGCACUGUGUAUCUGGAGGAGAAGGCAGCAGAGGCAGAGCAACAUAUCAAGAUUCCAGCAUCUAUGACAGCUGAGGAACUCACCCUGGAAAUCCUGGACCGCAGGAAUGUGGGGAUCAGGGAGAAGGACUAUUGGACCUGCUUUGAGGUCAAUGAGAGGGAAGAGGCAGAGCGCCCCCUGCACUUUGCGGAGAAGGUGCUGCCAAUUCUGCAUGGGCUGGGCACAGAUAGCUACCUGGUGGUGAAGAAGUACCAGUCCAUGGAGGCCAUAAUGCUGUACCUGGCCAGCCGUGUAGGUGACACUAAGCAUGGCAUGAUGAAGUUCCGCGAGGACCGAAGCCUCCUGGGCCUGGGCCUGCCCUCUGGUGGCUUCCACGAUCGCUACUUCAUCCUCAACAGCAGCUGCCUGCGGCUCUACAAGGAGAUCCGGAGCCAGAGGCCAUGGAGCGGGGGCCCUGAGACUAGUCACCGGCCUGAGAAGGAGUGGCCUGUCAAGAGCCUCAGAGUCUACCUGGGAGUGAAGAAGAAACUCCGGCCUCCCACGUGCUGGGGAUUCACUGUGGUGCAUGAGACGGAGAAGCACGAGAAACAGCAGUGGUACCUGUGCUGUGACACACAGAUGGAACUCCGGGAGUGGUUUGCCACCUUCCUCUUUGUGCAGCAUGAUGGCCUGGUGUGGCCCUCGGAGCCUUCACGCGUGUCUCGGGUGGUGCCUGAGGUCCGGCUGGGCAGUGUGUCGCUGAUCCCCCUGCGUGGCAGUGAGAACGAGAUGCGCCGGAGUGUGGCUGCCUUUGCUGCAGACCCCCUGUCUCUUCUCCGCAAUGUCUGA